GAGUAAUGUGAGUUCUGAAGGCUGCACUUGGGAUGAUGGGGAUGGUGGUGACCGUGAGUCAGCACUAACCUGGCCCACUUUCUCUCAGCAGGUGCCUUAAGAUCUCCCAAUGGAGUGGCUUGGCUCUAGGCUCCUGUUCCCUGUGAGCUGCCUGAUCCUGGUGUGGGCGGCAGUCUCUGGGAGUGUUCAGGUCCAGCUUCGGCCCACCUGCUUCUCCGACUACCUCAGCACCUCCGCCUGUGAGUGGAGGAUGGGCGGCCCCACCAACUGCAGCGCCGAGCUCCGCCUGACCUACCAGCUGGACUUUCCGGACUCCGAAAACCUUACGUGCGUUCCUGAGAACAGGGAUAGCAUGGUAUGCCUGUGCCACAUGUUGAUGGACGACGUGGCCAGUGUGGACAUCUACCAGCUGGACCUGUGGGCUGGGCCACAGCAGUUGUGGAGUGGCACCUUCAGGCCCAGUGAGCAUGUGAAACCCAGGGCCCCUGGAAACCUCACGGUUGAUGACAGCAUCUCUGGCAUGUGGCAGCUGACCUGGAGCAGCCCAUACCCUUCCGAGAGUUUCCUGCACUCCGAGCUCUCCUAUCUAGUCAACAUUUCAAGUGAAGAUGACCCCACGGAGUUCAUAGUCUACAAUGUGACCUACAUGGAGCCCACCCUCCGCUUCCCAGCCAGCACCUUAAAGCCCGGGGCUUCCUACAGUGCACGGGUGAGGGCCUGGGCCCAGAGCUACAACAGCACGUGGAGUGAGUGGAGCCCCAGCGUCAAGUGGCUUAACUACUACACGUGGCCCUGGGAGCAACGCCUCCCACUCACCGUCAGUAUCGCCUGCAUUGUCAUCCUGGUCAUCUGCCUGCCCUGCUAUUUCGGCAUUGUCAAGAUUAAGAAAGAAUGGUGGGACCAAAUUCCCAACCCAGCCCACAGCCCCCUCGUGGCUAUUGUCAUCCAGGAGUCUCAGGCGUCACUGUGGGGAAAGAGGUCCGGAGGCCAGGAACCAGCCAACUGCCCACCCUGGAAGACUUGUCUGGCUAAGCUCCUGCCCUGUUUGCUGGAGCAUGGAGUGGGCAAGGAUGACAGUUCCUCCAGGGCUGCGAGGAGCGGGCCUGUCCAGGGUCCUGGAGGACCAGCGUGGCACCCUGUGGAGGUCAGCAGGACGGUCCUCUGGCCAGAGAGCAUCAGCGUGGUGAAGUGCGUGGAGCUGUUAGAGGCCGCAGUGGAGAGUGAGGAGGAAGCUGGCGAAAGUAGAGGGAGCCUCUGCCCCUCUCCUGAGAGCAGCGGGGGCGGCUUCCAGGAGGGCAGGGCGGGCAUCGCGGCCCGGCUGGCAGAGAGCCUGUUCCUGGACCUUCUUGGGGGUGAGGAUGGCGGCUUUUGCCCGCCGGGCUUCGGGGAGCCCUGCCCUCUUCCACCUUCAGGAAGUGUGAGUGCGCAAAUGCCUUGGGCUGAGGUACCAAGUGAGGAGCCCCAGGAGGCAUCACUUCAGGAGGGGAAGCAGCCUCCUGGCCCAGAGCCAACCCCUCCAGCCACUCUGACGCAGAGCCCAGACUGCCCGGCUGGCACGGAGCUGCCCGCUGCCGGCAUCACAGACAACCCCGCUUACCGCAGCUUCGGCACCCUGCCGAGCCAGUCCUCGGGUCCUGGAGAGCUUGACUCAGACCCACAGCUGGCCCAGUACCUGGGCGAUGGGGACCCUCACAUCCUCUCUGCUCCCCAGCCCUCUGAGCCGCCCACUGCACUCCAGCCUGAGCCAGAAACCUGGGAGCAGGCCCUCCGCCGGAGCGUCCUGCAGCACAGGGCAGCCACAGCCCCCGCCUCGGCCCCCACCGGCGGCUACAGGCAGUUCGUGCCCGCGGUGAAGCAGGGCUGUGCCCAGGGCAGUGCAGCGGAGGGCUUCGGCCCUUCUGGAGAGGCUGGGUACAAGGCCUUCUCCAGCCCGCUCCCCAGCGGUGCCAUCUGCCCAGGGACAUCUGGGGUUGAGGCCAGCAGUGGGGAGGGAUGCUACAGGCCCUUCCAGAGCCUCACUUCUGGCUUUCCUGGGGUUCCCACCUCAGUCCCCCUGUUCACCUUUGGACUGGACAUGGAGCCACCUCACAGCCCUCAGAACUCACUCCUCCCCAGCAGCUCCCCAGAGUGCCUCGGUCUGGAGCCAGUGGCAAAGGGAGAGGACAGCCAGAAACACCCACUCUCCCUGGAGCAGGCCACAGACCCCCUCAGGGAUGACCUGGGCAGUGGCAUCGUCUACUCAGCCCUCAACUGCCACCUGUGUGGCCACCUGAAGCAACGUCACGGCCAGGAGGAGUGUGACGAGGCCCACAUUGUGGCCACCCCCUGCUGUGGCUGCUGUUGUGGAGACAGGUCCGAGCCCCCAGCAAACCCCCUGUCAGGUGGGGUUCCACUGGAGGUCAGCCUCCCUCCGGCCUCCCUGGUACCCUUGGGUGUCUCAGAGGAGGGCAAGUACUCUCUGUUCUUCCAGCCUGGCCCCAGCAAUGCUCAGAGCUCAAGCCAGACCCCCCAAAUGGUGGCCACGCUCUCCACAGGGCCCACACGCAUAAGUGCUUCCUAGGUGUGUGCUCUCUCUUUGCUGUGUGUGCCUUACCCAUGCCUGCAAAAUGCCUCCCCAUGGAAGGAAACCAGGCUGGUGAAUUUCCCAAAGACUCCAAGAGCCUUGGUAUGAAGUGAAAUUGUCUUACACUGGGGCUACAGAGACUGGAUGCCCCUGUUCUCAACAUUGACCAGAGCUCAGCACAUGCCAUGGGAGGGGAGCGCAAUGGGCAGCUAUGCCCAGCAGUCACCUGCAAGGAUCGGGAGGUUCCUGGGCACCUUGGCUUAUGAAUAAGCCAUUGGCCACUUGAUUAGUCCACAGCUUCUCCAGUGUACUGUCCCUGUCAUGCCCCCCCCCAUGCAUGUUUUGCCCACCUAGUCAGUCGGUUGCCCAUGUCUUGCCCAGUUCUGGGACUAGCUGCUGCCUGGAUUUGACAUUGAGCCUAAAACCUCACCAAGCCAUCAGAGGAGCAUUGGGAGGCCUUGGGAAACUGAUGGGAAAUUGAGGUCCUGGGAGGAACCCAUUCAUUCAGCAGAGCUUCAGUAGGUCG
Miniopterus natalensis is the source of this 3089-nucleotide messenger RNA. RefSeq names its product interleukin 4 receptor (gene IL4R). Gene Ontology annotation, biological process: cytokine-mediated signaling pathway; production of molecular mediator involved in inflammatory response. Lineage: Eukaryota; Metazoa; Chordata; Mammalia; Chiroptera; Miniopteridae. Gene Ontology annotation, cellular component: membrane; external side of plasma membrane. The record is from RefSeq and is a predicted model, not a curated record. Gene Ontology annotation, molecular function: cytokine receptor activity; protein binding.